CUUAGGACUGGCUUGUGCAAUCCCCAGUGGCUGGGUUGGGUCCCUGCUCAGGAAUCAAACCCAGGCCAUGGCAUCAGAGGGUAACAUUGCCACCUUACUGUUCCAGGAUUCCUGGCUUGAUCCUGUUAUCCGUACUGCAGAUAUACAACUGACUGCAGCGGGGAAGAAACAUCGCUUUCAGCUCUCAGCUCUCUCCUCAGCAUCCUUGUGAUACUACACUGAGUUUGUAUUCAGCACACGCAGCAAGCUCAUUUAGAAAAACCAAACAAAACAAAACAAUGGAGUACCAGUACAAAACGCUUAUUUGGUCAGCCUUUUAAUAGGUUCAUCCAAUGAGAUCCAAGGUGUUUGGGGCCCUUCUCUUCUGAUAACUACCAUCUCCCUCUCACUGGGCCCAUCAUUUCAGUUCCACCAUGGACGACACAGACACUCGGGACCACCUGUCCCUUAUGAAGGGGGCAAAAGAUAUGGUGAAAGAGGCCAAACGGCAUGCUGCCAAAAAGGUCAGCACAGUAGUUGACCGAGCAUCAGAUGAAUACUCACACAGCCGUGCCUAUCAGCGCUUCCAGGACGAAGAUGACGGUGAAUACUAUGACCCGCCUCAGGGCAACUACACAGGCGAUCACGCCAAUGAUGAAGAAGGUUCCAGUGAUGCCACUGAAGGCCAUGAUGAUGAAGACGAGAUCUAUGAGGGUGAAUACCAAGGAAUUCCCUCUGACUCCGGGCACAGGGAUGGACAUGUGGCUUUGGGGCAGCCUGUAGCAGAUGGCCUUAAGGACCGCAGGGAGCUUGAAAGUGAGAGGCAAGCAGAUGAGGAGGAGCUGGCGCAGCAGUAUGAGCUGAUCAUCCAGGAGUGUGGCCACGGCAAGUUCCAGUGGCAGCUGUACUUCACACUUGGGUUAGCACUCAUGUCUGAUGGUGUGGAGGUUUUCGUAGUGGGCUUCGUGCUGCCCAGUGCUGAAACAGAUAUGUGCAUGCCUGAUUCGAGCUCGGGAUGGCUAGGUAGCAUUGUAUACCUGGGGAUGAUGUUGGGGGCUUUCUUCUGGGGGGGCAUGGCAGAUAAAGUGGGUCGGCGACAGUGUCUGCUUAUCUGCAUGUCCAUGAACGGUUUCUUUGCCUUCCUGUCUGCCUUUGUACAAGGCUAUGGCUUCUUCCUGCUCUGUCGCAUGAUAGCAGGCUUUGGGAUUGGUGGAACAGUACCCAUUGUGUUUUCUUACUAUGCGGAAGUCUUAGCGAGAGAGAAACGUGGCGAGCAUCUGAGCUGGCUCUGCAUGUUUUGGAUGAUAGGGGAGAUCUAUGCUUCUGCCAUGGCCUGGGCUAUCAUACCUCAUUAUGGUUGGAGCUUCAGCAUGGGCUCGGCAUAUCAGUUCCACAGCUGGAGGGUAUUUGUAGUGGUGUGUGCUCUGCCAUGUGUCUGCUCUGUGGUAGCUCUCACAUUCAUGCCGGAAAGUCCAAGAUUCUACCUAGAGGUGGGGAAACACGACGAGGCCUGGAUGAUCCUCAAGCAGAUCCACGACACCAACAUGAGAGCACGUGGACAACCGGAAAAAGUCUUCACUGUAAAUAGAAUUAAAACCCCAAAGCAGAUUGAUGAGUUCGUGGAGAUGCACCCAGAAACCAGUAACCUCGUGUCCAAAGUUAUUUUCCGAGUGAAGACAGAACUUCAUGGGAUCUGGUUGACCUUCAUGAAGUGUUUCAAUUAUCCGAUGAAAGAUAAUACGAUAAAGCUGGCCAUUGUUUGGUUUACACUGUCAUUCGGGUACUACGGCUUGUCUGUGUGGUUUCCUGACGUGAUCAAGCACCUUCAGGCUGAUGAGUAUGCUUCUAAAGUGCAGUGGCACAAUAAUGAGCAAACCGAGGACUUCACAUUCAACUUCACACUAGAGAACCAGAUACACACCAACAGUGUGUUCAUCAAUGACAGGUUCAUAAAUAUGAAAUUCAAGUCAGUAACUUUCAUCAACACCACCUUUCAAAGCUGCCAUUUUGAAGAUGUAACGUCUGUAGGAUCAUUCUUCCGAAACUGCACUAUUAUUGAUUCUUUUUUCUACAACACAGAUAUUGAGGACUCCAAACUGAUAAACACAGAAGUCAAAAACAGCACAUUUCUUCACAACAAAACGGGAUGUCAGAUGACGUUUGAUCAUGACUACAGUGCCUACUGGGUCUACUUUGUCAACUUCCUGGGGACGCUGGCUGUGCUACCAGGAAACAUUGUGUCUGCACUUCUCAUGGACAAAACAGGGCGUUUAUCCAUGCUGGGAUUCUCCAUGAUCCUUUCUGGGAUCAGCUGCUUCUUUCUGUGGUUUGGCACCAGCGAGGCCAUGAUGAUCGGAAUGCUGUGCCUUUAUAACGGCCUCAGUAUCUCUGCCUGGAACUCACUGGAUGUGGUCACAGUAGAGCUAUAUCCUACUGAUAGGAGAGGAACCGGCUUCGGCUUCUGUAACGCUUUGUGUAAGCUCGCAGCAGUGCUGGGGAACCUGAUCUUUGGCUCUCUGGUCAGUAUUACUAAAGUCAUCCCGGUCCUCCUCGCAUCAUCUGUGCUGGUGUGUGGUGGUCUGGUGGGACUCCGGCUCCCGGACACAAGGUCAAAUGUCCUGAUGUAGGAAGUCAACAGCUUCACUCAUGUCUGGCGCUCAUGGCACAUGUGUCUCCCAUUCAUUUCCACGUUGUUUGUGGCAUUCUUUUUUGAAAAGCUAAAAAUCAUGCACUAGAAGAAGUGAAAAAGAGUGAGAAAUAUGAGAAAUGUGAUACUGUAGUGGAAUUUGCAGAAGUAAAUGGUUCAACUUAAGAAGAAGUGAGUCAUAAUGUGAGUCAUAUUAUGUUUGAGAGCAUCCCAGUUAUGAGGCAGAUCAUUUCAGCACACAGCUGUAUGAGGUAACUAGGCAGAAAUGGAAAACCAGAAGAUCGUAAUGAGUAAAACACCUUAAUCUAAAACACAGAAGUGUUGUGAAUCAAUUUCCAAAUGCUAUGUAUUACAUGAGUAAUAUUUUAUGGACUGCUUUAUUUUCCCUGUAUCUUUAUGCAGGCUGCAAAUCCAAUACAGUAUGAAGCUGAAAGCAGGUAUUUAUAGAGGUGUAAAUUUGAAUGCCCCCUCUUAUUAAGAUGCUCCAUAAGAGAGUCCAUAAGAGAACAGGACAAUCAGAAGGACUGGGAUAGCUACACAGCUUAUUAUUUAUUUACACAGCUUACUAUUUAUUGGCCAUAAACGGUCCUAAUGCUUUUACAUAUAGCAUAACUGCUGAUUAAAAAAACACAGGUUCUCUACAGUUUAACAAGAUUCACCUUCAUACCAGUGCAAAAAUGAGUGUAGUUUAAAUGUACAUGCAUAUCAAAUGCAGUAAGUGAACAGAUUGAAAUAAUCUUAAAACCUUAGCUGAAAUAUCUCACUCCUGCUCUUUCACACAUUUUGUGGAGGAAUUUUUAACAUUGAUUUAUUGAGCAAUUAACUAUUAUUUAUUGCUUUAACAUUGUGUGUGUGUGUGUGUGUGUGAAAUGGUAAAAUAAGCUGUUCACCACAUUCUAUGUACAAAUGAACCCAUAUCUGGAAAUAAUGCUGGCCUUUAAAACUGUGCCUCUCCUUUGCUUAACUGUCACUCACUUUCAGAUGAAGAAUCUUGACAAAUAAUCCAUCAAAACUCCAUUUUUGCUCAAUAACAAAACAAAACAAAAAAUUAAAACCCUUUAAGGACACAACACUGUGCUAGGCAUGAUUGACAGUGCAGGUUUUGGUGACCGUGAGCUUUAAAAGACCGAUAUAAAGACCUGUUUAAAAGAUUAAGCAGAUAGAUUGUCCAUCUUGUGAGUCUAAACCACCAUGAGUUCAUGAAGUUUAUUAUUAGUUUGUUUAAAGCGUUUUACUGUGUUCUUAUAUACAAUUAUACAGGUACUACUGACCUUCACGAAACAGAAGAUCUGAGGAGAGUGUAAAUAUAACCAUGGAUUAGAGAUUGGAAGUCGAGUCAAUUUCAAAAUAUACCAGAUUAUUGUUCUUUGAUUAGAUCAUUCAUUUGACUUGUGGUUUCUUUUAUUCGUGUUCAUCCAGAAUCAGACUAACAAAACCUAUUGUGUCACCAGUAUGUACCUCCACAGGCCAUUAUUCCCCUCACAAAGGUACUUUCUACGUGCUGCUAUAUACGGUUGGUUUGUUUCCUUACUACAUUAAAUUGUUGACACUACUGUUUUAAAAUUUGGCAAAGACAUCUAUUUUUAAGAUACUAUUUUACAAUGAUUCUAAGCCAUUCUGUUAAAUAAUAAUAAUAAUAAUAAUAAUAAUAAUAAUAAUAAUAAUAAAGUAACAUAUGAUAAUACAAAGUGUCCUAUACUAUUUUUGAUUAGGCCUCUGACAAACCAAAGUGACUUACUGCUGUCUGACUCUCAGCAGAGCUAUGCAGUCCCUGAAGUAGAGGUUUCUCAAACAAAAAAAAAAAAUGUAGCUAAUUAAUUAAUUUAGCCAAAUUUUAAUGAAGCAGUGUUUAUCAGUAUUAGGAUACAUAAUAAUGUUAUAGUAGAUUGUUGUGUGUCAGCUAACGUGUUUAUGCGCUGCUUAUGAAUGUGUAAUUGUUCGGAAAAUAUCGUAUAUACUAUACGAUGCAGUGUGUGUGUAUGAGUAUUGGUGUCCACAAUUGAAGAAAGAUGCAAUGUUUCCAUCUUUUAUCAAACUAAAUAAAUAAAUCCUCUCAACCAUCUGACAUUGCAGACAACCUUGCAUGUGUGUAUGAAAUAGUCUGUCUUUGUGCUCAGUUUUGUGUUCUUAUGUCCCCUUGCUGGGGGACAAUCAGAAAAUGAUCAUUUGGAGUAAAGAAAUGAAUGUUACACUGCUCUGUGUUUUCUGAAAGUUGGGUGUGUAAUUUGUGAACAUGAAAAAAAAAAGAGCUAACUUUUGUGAAAGUAAUAAAGAUAUGUGCUGAAAUGA
Messenger RNA from Hemibagrus wyckioides, 4915 nucleotides. It is a transcript of the gene sv2ca, whose product is annotated as synaptic vesicle glycoprotein 2Ca. The transcript has 14 exons. Gene Ontology annotation, molecular function: transmembrane transporter activity. Bases 414 to 2606 code for a protein of 730 amino acids. Gene Ontology annotation, cellular component: membrane. The record is from RefSeq and is a predicted model, not a curated record. Gene Ontology annotation, biological process: chemical synaptic transmission; transmembrane transport. Lineage: Eukaryota; Metazoa; Chordata; Actinopteri; Siluriformes; Bagridae.